GCCAACAACGAGCUAAGCGCAGAACGAUCCUCGCCCCUAAGAAUGAUGCCAAGUGUCACUCCACUGACACCCUACUAUUAGUACUCUGCACUGAACUUCCAACAUUGGCAACCUUCCCCUACACUCACAUAGCCAGUGCAUGCAAAUGCGAGAAAGAGCCAUGGGAGGUAGAGGAACAGGAGGAGACAUGUAGAGAAAUAGUGGCCACUGCCUUCCCUAAUACUCUUUGCAUGGUCUUUGUGCUGCAAGUCACAAGGCCUCCUCGUUCAUGAAUUAUAAUUUCAACAGCUCCGUUUACAAGGAGGUGGUUAGACGAGAGGGGAGGUGCCCAUGGGCCAGGCUGUGUGACGGAUGUUGCACCUUGCCAAGCGUGGUGUACUGUUAUGCUGACUGCGCGUACCUCUGUGCAUCCUGUGAUGCACGGGUCCAUGCCGCAAAUCGUGUGGCCUCGCGCCAUGAGCGCUUGCGCCUCACCGAGGCGUCCGAGCACACACCUGCGGUGCUGGAAUGCAGCGCAGACGCUACAGCGUUGUGCGCCGCUUAUGAAGCAAAGGUGCACUACGCAAACCUGCUCACCGGAAUGCACCAGUGCGUGCCCGUGGUGUCUCUCCCGACUGCAGAUAUUCCAGCUGCUUCUUUACUUGCCGAGGCAGCAGCCACCACCACCUUCCUCAGCCACAAGGAAGAGGAGGUAUCUUGGCUGCUGGUCAGCAAAGAAUCUGAUAACCAUAAUUGCAGUGGCAACAACAACAGAAGCAGCACAUACUUCAAUGAAGUGGAUGAGUACUUUGAUCUUGUCAAGUACAAUUUGUACUAUGAUAGCCACAUCUACAACAACCAAGAGCAGCAUGGGAUGGAAGAACAGCAACAGCUGCAGGAGAUGCAAAAGGAUCCCUCAGAGAAGGAAGGAAGUGAGUGUGUGGUACCUUCGCAAGCUGCUAUGGUGAGUAAGUCGCUGCAGAGUGGUUAUGGGCUUGGAGGGGCAGAGCAGUCUGCCUCUGUGACUGCUGGGGUCAGUGCUUACACAGAUUCCAACAACAACAGCAUAUCUUUCUCAUCAACGGAAGUGGGUAUAGUCCCAGACAAUACGGUGAUAGAUAUGAAAAAUUCCAGCAUCCUGACACCUGCUGGAGCCAUCGACGUCUUCUCAGGUCCUUCACUUCAGAUGCCACAUCAUAUCAGCUCCAUGGACAGAGAAGCCAGGGUUCUCAGGUACAAGGAGAAGAAGAAGACUAGAAAGUUUGAGAAGACCACGCGUUAUGCAACAAGGAAGGCGUAUGCUGAAGCACGGCCAAGGAUCAAGGGCCGCUUCGCCAAAAGAUCAGAUGCAGAAAUCGAGGUGGACCAGAUGUUCUCUACUGCAGCUCUAUCUGACAGUAGCUACAGCACCGUUCCAUGGUUCUGAUUGGAUUUGACGAAAGAUUAUCUUAGCAUAUGGACAACCCAGGGUGAUAAGAUCCAGUGCAAGUAGUUCUAAAAAAUCGAUGCUCUGAAUAAUAGUGUGGUGUCUACAACUUAACUGAUAAGGUACCAUAGUUAUUAUCUCAGGUAGCAGAUAUGUGUUGUUGGCUACUUGUUCAGUCACUUUAAUAUUUCAAGUGAACAAAGAGCAGUAUAAUAUGAUGGAAUGUUAAUGUGUACACAGACAACUAUGGGGUGCCUUGGAUUACAAAAAAAGCAAUGAGCAUGGUAACAAGGGCUAUAGAACAGAACCAUGACUUCUGGGUUUUCAAUAGUUGCGUCGGACGUGUAGAAAAUACAUCUGUUUGAAUUCCAUCUUCAAGAUAAUUAGUCUGUCAUGUCA
Molecule: messenger RNA, 1804 nt
Organism: Brachypodium distachyon (stiff brome)
Lineage: Eukaryota; Viridiplantae; Streptophyta; Magnoliopsida; Poales; Poaceae
Product: zinc finger protein HD1
Exons: 2
Coding region: 269-1405 (378 amino acids)
Biological process (GO): regulation of flower development; regulation of photoperiodism, flowering
Cellular component (GO): nucleus
Molecular function (GO): zinc ion binding; protein binding
Source: RefSeq, a predicted model, not a curated record